This is a messenger RNA of Wasmannia auropunctata (little fire ant), 986 nucleotides long. RefSeq lists its product as uncharacterized. Bases 409 to 948 code for a protein of 179 amino acids. The record is from RefSeq and is a predicted model, not a curated record. The transcript has 4 exons. NCBI's taxonomy places the organism in Eukaryota, Metazoa, Arthropoda, Insecta, Hymenoptera, Formicidae.
CACACGCGAACUGCAGGGUGAACCGAAGAUUCUUGUUUGUAACGUUUGUCAAUAAAACGUAACAUAACCUACGUUUGGCCACGAUAACAUAACCUCAGCUUAUCUCGGACGAAACGUGCGGUGUGAUGCAACACGUAAGGAUGACAUACGCAUUUUUAAAUGACAAUGUGCGACCGGUAGUAAAAUGUUAACUUGAAAAAUGUUACUCAUCAGCGAAUAAACGCUUUAUGUCGCAAAAUGGCGUUGUCCGUGCGCGCGUUGUAAAUGUUAACCCAAGUUUCCUUUUUGUUUAAAGACCCCGAGAGAGGUAUUUGCACAAAUGUAAUUUGUAUGCGCAAAGAUAGCGUGUAUAUAUUAAUAUUAAAAGUAUAUCGUAGACGUACUUUUAAUAAUUAAAAACCUGGUAAAAUGAGUCUCGCAAUGAUUCAAAGGAUUGCGAUAUCAAGCUGCAGAGGUAAAGUCGAUAUUGACGCGUACCGAAGGAUUUUACUGCCGAGCUUGAGCGUUUUGCGAGAAAGGACGGCGGUGACAGAGGCGGGAUCAUCUGUAUGUCACGCGUGCGUAAUUCACAAGAGGCCUUUUCACGAAUCUACGAUUUUAAGAGAAUUGGAAAGAAUUAACCCAAAGGAAAGUGGAAUUAGCGUGACAGAUGAUAUAUCCACGUUCCAAAUGAAUAAGAGACCGGCCAGAAGAAGCAGAGUUGUUAUAAAGGACGACAAGACUCCAAAGUCUAAUGCAUGGUCCGUAAAAGCAUUAACCACUGCUGAGGAAUAUGAUUUGGAAACCUUAGCUUACGGCCUGUUGGAUCAACAGUUAUAUAUUCCUGAUAAAAUAUCUACAUCAACUAAUCAGCAGACUCAUCAGACUCAUCAGUUGCUAUCAGCUGCUGGAAGUUGCCGGAAUGCCUUAUCUUCGUGCAUAAUACCGACAAGACAAAACAAACAAUGAGGUCAUUGAUCUAAUAUAACAAGACUCCAUGUCUGUAU